UAUGCUUCCUUCAAAAGAGGAGAAGAGCAAGACUCCUCCAAUGUUUCUGUGCAUUAAAGUAGGCAAGCCCAUGAGAAAGUCCUUUGCGUCUCAGAGCACCACCAUGUCUCAACAGUACAGUAAAAAGAUAAAGCAACCAGAGUACUGGUUUGCUGUUCCUCGGGAAAGGGUGGAUCACUUGUAUACAUUUUUUGUUCAGUGGUCACCAGAGAUAUACGGGAAGGAUGCCAAGGAGCAAGGUUUUGUUGUGGUAGAAAAGGAGGAGCUUGACAUGAUAGACAACUUCUUCAGUGAGCCUACAACUAAAAGCUGGGAGAUCAUUACUGUAGAAGAAGCGAAACGACGAAAGAGCGUUUGCAGUUACUAUGAAGAAGAAGAUGAUGAUACUUUGCCUGUCUUAAAGCAUCACAGCGCUCUCCUUGAGAAUAUGCACAUAGAGCAGCUCGCCCGGCGCUUGCCCGCACGAGUGCAGGGAUAUCCGUGGCGGCUUGCAUACAGUACACUGGAGCAUGGGACUAGCCUGAAGACUCUGUACCGUAAAUCGGCAUCUCUCGACAGUCCAGUUCUCCUUGUCAUCAAGGAUAUGGACAACCAGAUAUUUGGAGCAUAUGCUACACAUCCUUUCAGGUUUAGUGACCAUUACUAUGGCACUGGUGAAACAUUCCUCUACACAUUCAGUCCAAAUUUCAAGGUAUUCAAAUGGAGUGGAGAGAACACCUAUUUCAUCAAUGGAGACACCAGCUCUCUGGAGCUUGGAGGUGGAGGUGGUCGGUUUGGCUUAUGGUUAGAUGCAGAUUUGUAUCACGGGCGAAGCAACUCCUGCAGCACCUUUAAUAAUGACAUCUUAUCUAAGAAAGAAGAUUUCAUAAUACAAGAUGUAGAAGUAUGGACAUUUGAAUGAAAUACUGACUGCCUUAAGGACUGGAUCCAUUAGGCACUUAAAAGCUAACUAGAAGGUGCAGGCUGCCUCACAACGUUACACGCUUUUUCCUCAAGUUUGUACCAGAGCAUGACUACGCAAAAAAAAAUGCAACCAACCCAAGAAAAAACAGAGCUGGUUUUGAGAGGUAGGAAGAGACAGAACAGUAAGAGAUCAGUCUGAAGUGUUUUUUACUUCCUCCUCCAUCAAUGAUAUGAUGCUUAUGAAAACAUUCAUGGUGUAUAAGUUGAAAACUUUUUCUGUAACUGUGAAAAAGAUCCUGUGGGAAAACUAUAACUAUCUAGUACAUUCCGUGUGUAUUUAUGUUCGACAUACAAAUGCUAACCAAAAAUAAAAGGUUACUUUACCAAAA
This is a messenger RNA of Phaethon lepturus (White-tailed tropicbird), 1292 nucleotides long. RefSeq names its product nuclear receptor coactivator 7-like. The record is from RefSeq and is a predicted model, not a curated record. NCBI's taxonomy places the organism in Eukaryota, Metazoa, Chordata, Aves, Phaethontiformes, Phaethontidae. The transcript has 7 exons. Gene Ontology annotation, biological process: regulation of transcription by RNA polymerase II; response to oxidative stress. Gene Ontology annotation, cellular component: nucleus. Bases 2 to 901 code for a protein of 299 amino acids.